This is a messenger RNA of Centrocercus urophasianus (Greater sage-grouse), 3549 nucleotides long. It is a transcript of the gene CENPC, whose product is annotated as centromere protein C. Gene Ontology annotation, biological process: attachment of mitotic spindle microtubules to kinetochore; spindle attachment to meiosis I kinetochore; kinetochore assembly. The transcript is spliced from 18 exons. Lineage: Eukaryota; Metazoa; Chordata; Aves; Galliformes; Phasianidae. Gene Ontology annotation, cellular component: kinetochore. The record is from RefSeq and is a predicted model, not a curated record. Gene Ontology annotation, molecular function: centromeric DNA binding. The coding region runs from base 52 to 2658 and encodes 868 amino acids.
GGAGGCGGAUGGGUGCCGGGAGCGUUUCGGCAGCGGCGGCGGCGGCCCGGGAUGGCGGAGCGCUUGGAUCACUUAAAACAAUACUACCGAGCGAGAUUCUGUGGGCAAGGAGGAAAGAAGAUCAAUAUACAGCCUGGUGAAAAUGUUCUGAAAUACAUACAGGAUUGUUUUGAAUGUGAUGAUACUGAUGUCAUUGUAAGCUCUCCAGAAGCAACCUGUUUCUCAACUCCUCUUGUCAGAAACCAGGAGAGGACUUCAACACAGAGCCCUAGGCCAGAUGCAGGGUUAACUAACGCGGCAGCAAAUAGAGCCUGUCAUUCCACAGUGUCCUUACCUGCAACGCCAGUGAAGACAGUCAGGAGCAAAGGGGAGCUGUGUGUGUUCUACCCGGAGCCUGGAAGAAACAGUCACAUAGCUGGUUCUGUCAAAACAGACAGUCCUGUGCCAAGAGAAGAAACACAGGUGUUAACAUUCAAAGAUGUUGAAGUACCAUGUGAAAGUCCUGCCAAGUUAUCAGAUCCUGAGGAUGAUCAUGGAGUCGUGGGAUCACCUCUUCUUGUGGAGGAAGCAAAGACUUCUCCUGUACAAACGCAUACGGACUCAAUCGCACCAUCAUCACCUCCUCCUGUCAAAGAUCGAAACGUAGAAAUAGAAAGCGAUUGUGAGUUUUUAAUUGAUGAAUCAGAUUGUCUGUCUUUUAAGUCUUGGUUUUCAAUACCCCACAAGAACAGAAAGUCAAAAAAAGAUGGCUUCGUGACUCCUGUUUUGAAAUCUCAGUCCUCUGAAAAGGAAAAGACAGCAGAUAAGAAAUGCAAGAACAUGAAGGUACGGGCUGAAGUACAUAGUGAACAGAAAAUGAAGAGUGUCGGAGGGCACCGUGACUUGAAAAGAACGUCAGAAUCCCAUCCGGUCUCUUCAGACAGUGGGGGAGAGGUCCUUAAAUCUCAAAUGAGAAGCAGUACUCGUGUGGGAAAAUCGAAACCAGAUGAACUUAAGGGAUCUUCCAAGCAUAGAAAGAAGAUGUCCUAUCAAUCAAAAGCUGAACAGCUGAUGCUAUCUGGGUUGGACUCAGAAGCAUCUGAUGAAGAACAAAAGAUAAGAAGGGUGAUGGCAAAGGAAGAUUUGCCAGUGCCCUCAGCUGAGCAUCAGCAAGAGCAGAUGCUAUCGCCAAAAAGGAAUCUCACUCCUUGCAAGUACCAGCAGUCUGCUUUAAAAGCUUAUCAGCGUUCAGUUCACAGGAAACAAACUAAGCAAAAACUUGCAAAUGAGAAGGUGUUGAAGAGCCAAAGGAAGAAGCUGAAAAAAUCUGAAAAGAGAAAUGGUAAUAAAAAUCCUGAGCCACAGAGAUGGAAGAGUUCUGACAGUGAACCUGGUGAAGAAGGACUUGAAAGGGAGCCCUUAAAAUCAAAUGAAAUGUUUACCUCACCUCCGCAUCAGGAAUUACAGACUUCUGUGCUUCAGAAGUUGGCUAAGUCUGAAAAAGCUGAGAAAGUAUUGCACUCUUUGGAAACAGUUACUGGUGUAAAUAACAAAACUCCUUUAAAAGCUGCAGAGUUACUGCAGCAUCUCGUAGACAGUAAGAAGAAUUCUGAAAAGAAAAGAUCAUCAGUUACGUCUUCAGGGAAGAUGCUCAAAAAGAUUCAUCACAGAGCCCAUAAAAGAGCUUGCUCAAUCAUGGGGGACACUGAGCCUCAAAAUACAACAGAUUCUGACAGCUCUUCUGCACAGGAGGUAGCAAGAAAAAAACACAAGCAAUCAGCUGUGAAAACAAGUAAAAAAAGAAAAAGUAACAGGCACGGGAGACUGCAACAUUCCACUGAAGCUGAGAAAGCUAUGGGUCCUGAAAGCGGGCUUGUUCUAGAACAUUCUGAGAAAUAUACUUCGCCAAGUAAGCACUGUGAAGAGAAUAAUGAAUCUUCAGAUAAUUCUGAAGACCUGCAUUGUCAAAUAAAAAAUCUGCUGUCAGACGAGAUAGGCAGGCAAAAAAUAGUGCUGCCUUCCAACACGCCUAAUGUUCGUCGGACAAAAAGGAUACGACUUAAACCUCUGGAAUAUUGGCGAGGAGAGCGAGUGACCUAUACAUUGAAGCCUUCAGGAAGGCUUUUAAUUAGUGGAAUAGCAGGUGCAGAAGCAGAACCUCAAAUGAAGAAUAAGCCGAAGAGUCAUCAUAAGCAGAAAAGAGCUAGAACAAGAAGUGAGGUAGCGAAAUGUUUGGAUAUCCACCUGGCUGAUGCCUCUAAGCCAACCAGCAUACUGGAUCCAGUAACAAAUCAAGAAGUUCUUCUAGAGUGUGUUAACUCUGGAAGCAGUCACUCAUGUUUCUUCGAAGAUGAAUCAAUAAAAGUAUAUAAAAGUUUGAAUACAUCUGAUUUUGCUGCUGGUAAAUUGAUCUUGAAACCUCUUAAAGAAAAGGGACACCAGUUUGUCCACAUGGAUACAAUAGCUUUCUAUGUUAUCCGUGGCCAGAUUAUUAUCACCUUGCAUAAGACAUCAUAUUACCUGACUUCAGGGGAUUAUUUCUAUGUUCCAGCAGGAAAUGGAUAUAAUGUACGUAAUCUUCUGAAUGAGGAAAGUGUUCUUCAUUUCACACAACUCAAAAAUGACAGUUCCAGAUAUUUGAAUUAUUUCAGAGGUGAUCCUCUGGCUCCUCUCCUUUGAGCUUUGUACAAGGCCUGGCAACGCUCCCAGUUCUCGUGCUGAGUGAAGUGAUGCAAUGCUUCCUUUGGCCUCUGUCCUCUUAAAGACUUCAUAGUUUUAAUCCCAAGAAGGUUGGCUUAGGACAUUACUGGCAAGGUGUUUAUCAUUGUCAUCUGCCUUUUUUCGGACUGCAGAAGCGGAACUGACACCUCUCCAGGCACACAUGGUUGUCCUUGAACCACAUCCCUCAAGCACGAGGCUGGCUCUGCAUUGCUAAAAGAAUCCUUUUCAAUGCCAUUUCACCUGGCCAAGCAUAACACAGAGCAUCAACGUGUGCUUUCUGCACCUCUUGUAGCACUAAUUCAGCAUGCUGGUGAUAUCUUUUGCCUUGGCACAAUUUUUCUGUGGCUCUGCCAUCGCUUAGGCACCACGCCAUGUCCUGAUUUUAUGUUGGCAGCCUAGAGCAGGCAUUCACCUGCUCUUACAUCUUCAUUCCUGUUACCUGUGGGAAUGCUUUUGGCACAGAGGUCUAGCAUGGAAGCAUGUGCCCACUGUUGCGGAUUUGCAUGAGCACAAAUAUCAUGGAAUCAUAGAAUUGUUUGAGUUGGAAGGGACCUUUAAAGGUCAUCUAGCCCAAUUCCCCUGCAAUGAACAGGGGUGCUUACAGCUACAUGCAGUGCUUGGAGCCCUGUCCAGCCUGACAUUGAAUGUCUUCAGAGAUGGGGCAUCCACCACCUCUGGGCAACUUGUCCCAAUGCUUCACUACCUUUACUUUAAAAAACUUCUGAAAUCCCGUCUAACUAUUCCCUCUUACAGUUUGAAGCAAUUUGCCCUUGUCUUGUUAUAGCAGACCCUGCUAAAGAAUCUGUCCCCUUCUUUUUUUAUAGCCCCAUUUUAGGUAUUGAAAGGCUG